This is a messenger RNA of Drosophila serrata, 582 nucleotides long. RefSeq lists its product as uncharacterized. The record is from RefSeq and is a predicted model, not a curated record. NCBI's taxonomy places the organism in Eukaryota, Metazoa, Arthropoda, Insecta, Diptera, Drosophilidae.
AUGCUUUCCAUAGCAGAGGUUGUUCUGAUCAUUUGCCUCUCCUGGAAGGUUGUCUGUGAACCCUCUAUUGUGUACAAAAUGAAGAAUAUCGAAUGCAUAACAAGUCCGGCCUAUUCGGCCAACGCUUCUUGCUGUAUAAAGGCUAUUAACUGGAACAAGGCAGUGGCCCAAAUGGAUGUGGAUCUUGUAAGGCCACUACAUAAUAUAUCAGUUCGACUUCAGGUCUUCAAAAAGGACUACUCCAAUCAGUUUCAGCCCUUUCUUAUCGAUGUGAAUAUAAAUCUAUGCGACAUACUAUCAAGACGAAACUUUCUCCCGUAUGGAUUAAUAAUUUUGAAAAUAACCCAGCGAUUUUCAAACUUCAAUCAUUCCUGUCCUUUUGCUGGUCACCUAAUGGCUCGCGACGCCUACAUUGACGAGUCCAUUAUGCCGAUCACUCCGCCAUUAGGAUUCUACAAAAUGAAUAUCACUAUAAUGGAAAACUAUCAGAAUACGGCUGCUGCACAUGUAGGUGGCAUUAUAUGGUAUUCACAGGUUAUGCUGCCAGUCAAGAAAAAGAUAAAACGUACAGGCAGAGCCUAA